This is a messenger RNA of Sinocyclocheilus rhinocerous, 353 nucleotides long. RefSeq names its product tyrosine-protein kinase TXK-like. Lineage: Eukaryota; Metazoa; Chordata; Actinopteri; Cypriniformes; Cyprinidae. The transcript is spliced from 4 exons. Gene Ontology annotation, molecular function: protein binding. The annotation marks the transcript as partial. The record is from RefSeq and is a predicted model, not a curated record.
UGAUUCUACUGUAUCAGGACGGACUGACAGAUUGACGGCAGUAUAAUGAUUCACUCCAAUCAGUCCAUUCACUCCAUCUUCUGCUGCUGCUGCUGUGCUCUACAGACCAGAAGCAGCACUCAUGUGGAUGUGAACCCCAGCAGAUAUCCGGGCUCCGUCUACACGACUCAACUGUCUCAGAAGAAGCUUCCUCCGUCUCCUCCUGAGGAUGAUGAUAGCGGUGUGACGAAGGUGGUGGCCAUGUACGACUUCACGGCCAGAGAGAGUUCAGACCUGACGCUUCAUCAUGGAGAGACGUACAUCAUCCUCCACAAACAACACCAGCUGUGGUGGAGAGCCAAAGACAAGCACGG